AUGGGAUCUGAUGGCAUCUUGCAUUUCCAAGAUAGAGUUUGUGUGCCGGGAAAUUGGAGAUUAAGGAAGCAAAUUAUGGAGGAGGGACACAAAAGUCGUCUUAGCAUACAUCCAUGUAUGACUAAGAUGUAUCAGGAUUUGAAACAGUCCUUCUGGUGGAAUGGAAUGAAAACUGAUGUCGCUGACUUUGUGGCGUCGUGUUUGACAGAUGGGCAGUCUGAGAGGAUGAUCCAGUCCUUGGAAGACCUGCUGCGAGCCUGUGUUCUGGAUCACAUGGGCAGUUGGGGUGAUAUGCUUCCUUUGGUGGAAUUUACAUACAACAACAGUUAUCACUCCAGUAUUGGUAUGUUGCCAUAUGAGGCCUUGUAUGGGUGGCGAUGCAGGACACCACUAUGUUGGAAUCAAGAUGGCGAAUCACUAGUGUUCGGUCCAGAGUUCUUACAACAGACUAUUGAGAAGGUCAAAGCUAUUCAGGAGAGAAUGAAGGCAACUUAG
Messenger RNA from Vigna unguiculata (cowpea), 495 nucleotides. RefSeq lists its product as uncharacterized. Gene Ontology annotation, molecular function: nucleic acid binding. The record is from RefSeq and is a predicted model, not a curated record. Lineage: Eukaryota; Viridiplantae; Streptophyta; Magnoliopsida; Fabales; Fabaceae.